AUGGCGUACGGCUUGCGCUCACCUGACCAGAUUGUCAAUGAACAUAUCGCAAAACCAUGGAAACAGAUCGAGUACACGGAAGCCUGGCGCAAUCUGCCUGAGGUGCCUAAAAAAUCGGAAAUCUGCCCCAAUGUUGAUCCAGUCGUGGCGAAGAUUGAGAAGCAAGAAGCGUGGAACGACUAUCAGAACGAGCCAAGGUAUGAGACAAAGCUGCCUGAGAAUAUCGUAGAGGGGCCUUGGCCGUCGAGAGAGGACUACAUAGGCGCUCACUACCAAAUUCUUCGGGAAGAUGCUGUCGCACCUUUACGGCGUGUUGUAUCCGAGUUCAAACGACACCCCCACAUGGUGGAAGACAGUGAUGUGGGAAUAUAUACUCAUGUAACAUUCAGAGGCAUUCAGUUAAGUCCAGUCGGAGCCGCCUUUCGUGUGGAGUUUUCAAAUGAGCGAGCUGGCAAAUUGAUCCGUUGGGAUCAAUCGAAACGUUUGAUGCAGGGAAGUAUAGUUGCCAUUACAACACAAAGAGAUAACUUUCACUCCAUUUGCAAGAUCGCGGUCGUUGCUGCACGCCCCCUGGAAGGAUUGCAACAAAAUCCGCCGCAAGUGGAUCUCUUCUGGGGCGAUGAUAAAGACACGGUUUUUGACCCUUCCGAAGAGUAUAUCAUGGUUGAAGCCAGAUCCAGCUACUUCGAAGCCUCGAGGCAUAUGCUGGAGGCCUUACAGAAGUUAAUGACUGAAAAGUUCCCACUAGCUGAUCAUAUUGCCAUGGUUGAUCCUAUGAUCGGCCCACCCGCAUACGUUGAAGAUCAUUCUAUCAUGGAUCUAUCCUCUCUACCGUUACCAACGGGUACCUCCGAAGAGACAGUUGUUCCAGAUGUAGAUGAAAGACUGCUUAAUGUCGACGUCCUUGAAAGUUUCCCUGAGAUUCCCGCGUCAGGAAUGGACGACUCACAAAUGUCCGCCCUGCAGAGCAUGCUAGUUAAGAAGGUUGCAAUCAUCCAAGGGCCUCCAGGAACUGGUAAAACUUUUGUUUCUGUCGCUGCGUUGAAAGUCAUGAUGGCAAACAUGCAGUCCGGUGACCCACCUAUCAUUGUUUCUGCACAAACGAAUCAUGCCCUUGAUCAGUUACUCAAUCAUAUCCUAAAAUUUGAGGACAAAAUCCUGCGCUUAGGUGGACGGUCGAGCAAAGAGAACGAGGAGAUUCGAAAACGAACAAUCUAUGAAUAUAGACAAAGUACAGAAGGUGCCCCUAACAAGGCCUACCUUAUUAGGGCUGCACGAAGAGUACUGCGCGAUCGCAUAAGUGAAAUUCAACAAACAAUGAUGCCAAUCAUCAACUUCUCAGGCAUAAUUGACUUAAAAAUCUUUUUAGACCGCGGCAUCAUCACACAAGGCCAAUAUGAUUCACUGGCUGGUGGAGACUGGGAUGGAGAUGAUAUGGACGCGUCCGGUUUUGCAUCUUGGCUUCCUGGAGAUCAACUGGAACCGAUCCCAAGAACACCACUUAUCAACUCAAACUUUGAGCUAGAAGAGGGAGAUAUUGAGCAAGAACAGCUCAAGGAUCUAGAGGCGGAAGCGGGGGCUCUUCGCCAGGACGAGAAUGAUCCUAGGGAAGCCUUGAGUGGUGAGUGGCUGGGAUUUUCUCGUGAGUUCAACGGUAGAGAUACGGGCAUGGAAGAUAAAGAGAUCAAAAGACUGCUUUCGACCAACAAAAGUCUUCAUGGGAUCCCAGCCGCAAAGCGUGGUGAUACGUACAGGUAUCUGGUGCGGAAGCUUGACAGCAAGAUGAAGAGAGAUCUUAAAAGCCUUCUGUCAAAGUAUCGUAAAGAUCUUGAAAACCUGCAAGUCGCAAAGUGGACCGCAAACAUUGCAUUGAUCAAGCAUUUGGGUAUUAAAUUGAUUGGAUGCACCACAACAGGACUUUCUAAAUACCGUGGACUCCUCGCCGCUCUAGAAUCACGUACUCUUCUGAUUGAAGAGGCUGCCGAGACCCUUGAGGGGACCGUCAUCGCUGGCAUGAUUGAUAGCCUGCAGCAACUCAUCCUAGUCGGCGAUCAUCAACAACUGCAAGCUCAUUGCAAUGUGAAAACCUUGGAAGAGGCGCCUUAUCACAUGAAUGUCUCUAUGUUUGAGCGGCUCGUCAAAAACUCUAUUGGAUAUGUUAUGUUAAAUAAGCAGCGAAGAAUGAUUCCAGAUAUUCGAGGAUUACUCUGUGUUGAGGCGAAUCCAUUCUACCUCAACCUCAGGGAUCAUGAUUCGGUUCUAGAACUAGACAAUCGACCGCCUGUACCUGGUAUGGGGGGAAUCAAUGUCUAUUUUUUCCAUCAUACAUGGACAGAAUGCCGAAAUGCCGACAUGAGCAUCAACAAUCAAGAUGAGGCUCAAAUGAUUGUUGCCCAUUUCAAUCAUCUUCUGAUGAAUGGUGUAGACGCAAAUGAUAUCACUAUCUUAACGUUCUACAAUGGCCAGCGUAAAGCCAUUUUACACCAAUUAAAAAGGCAUCCCGGCUUAUCUGGGAUUCUUUACUUCAAAGUUUUCACGGUAGACAGCUAUCAAGGUGAAGAAAACGACAUUAUCAUACUGUCCUUGGUUCGUAGUAAUAGUACUAUGAGCAUAGGCUUCUUGGAGAACAAAAAUCGCCUUGUGGUUGCUUUAUCAAGAGCACGCCGGGGGCUUUACAUCUAUGGAAACUCAACGACUCUAACUGUAGGCGAAGAAUCGGAGAACUAUGUUGGCCGUGAUCCAUUGUGGUGGCCUCUCAUAGAGCAUAUGAAGUACCGCGGCUGGUAUAACUUUGACCGAGGCCUACCAAUAUAUUGUGAAAGGCACAAGGAGAAGAUAUACGUUGAAGAUCCAGAUGAUUGGGUGGGGCUAAAUGGAGGGUGCUCCCGCGAGUGCGAAGGCAGCCUUGACUGCGGGCAUUCAUGUCCCUACGCGUGUCACCCCUUUGACCAUUCGACAGUCGAGUGCGCAGAGUCAUGUCCGCUCAUGGUUGAGUGUGGUCACCCAUGCCGCAAGAACUGUGGUUCACUUUGUCAGUGCGACGAAGAUGGCUGUCCCUAUUCUUUCACUCAUCUACAAGCUCCGCUUGCCGAAUCGAAUGAUCUCACGGUAGACAUCCGUACUGAAGAUGAGAUUGCAUACGGUGCUGCUGUUCGGAAACAUCUUUCAGCCACUCACCAUACAGGUAGUCACCAACAGCCCUUGUCGUUGCCCGAUAAAGCUGAGAGAGUUCGAGCUUGGAAUUCGUGGGAUGCAAAAGAAUUUGACGUUGCACAAACCGAAACUCUCGCUGCUUCGUCGGCCACUUAUGACAUUUCCAAUGAAUCACAAAAUCGAGUUUUUAGGGAGGACUUCAAACCAGUCAAGGUUGCAGAUGGCAAGCGGAAAAGGUAUGAGAAUGCUUCUACAAAGCAAUCUUCAGAGCUUGACAUCGGUCUGGGGCCCUCUGAAGGUUACGACGUGCUGGACACGACUAAAGCCAGUAUCAAAGUGGAUGAAAGCUUGCCUACUCAAAAGCAAGCACUGCUCUUCACGAUGCUCUCACCGACCAGAACACCAAAAGACAUCCAUCCAACGGCCGAAGAGGGAGCGAUGGCUGAGUCCCUGCGAUCGCCGCCGGGGCUCAAAGACAAUCACAGCACUAUAUCUGAGUGGCAGUUCCCGGAAUCUUCAAAAGCUUUAGUCUCCAAUCUCAGAGACGCAACUUUAUCGACAAAGCCGCCUCAAAAGUAUCCAGCAACACAUAUCACAAGUCCAGUUACUGAUGAGACUCAGCUACAAGAGGACUUUGAUCUACUUAGCUUUGAUGAACCUUUACCUAAACCGAUUACCAUCCAAGCUUCCGAUCUUGAUAUGUUUGAAGCGCAAUUUGGCUAA
Glarea lozoyensis ATCC 20868 is the source of this 3876-nucleotide messenger RNA. RefSeq names its product P-loop containing nucleoside triphosphate hydrolase. Gene Ontology annotation, cellular component: nuclear RNA-directed RNA polymerase complex. The coding region runs from base 1 to 3876 and encodes 1291 amino acids. NCBI's taxonomy places the organism in Eukaryota, Fungi, Ascomycota, Leotiomycetes, Helotiales, Helotiaceae. Gene Ontology annotation, molecular function: helicase activity. Gene Ontology annotation, biological process: regulatory ncRNA-mediated heterochromatin formation. The record is from RefSeq and is a predicted model, not a curated record. The transcript has 8 exons.